Pleuronectes platessa (European plaice) is the source of this 3842-nucleotide messenger RNA. RefSeq names its product pre-B-cell leukemia homeobox 3b (gene pbx3b). The record is from RefSeq and is a predicted model, not a curated record. Gene Ontology annotation, molecular function: RNA polymerase II cis-regulatory region sequence-specific DNA binding; DNA-binding transcription factor activity, RNA polymerase II-specific. Bases 864 to 2231 code for a protein of 455 amino acids. Gene Ontology annotation, cellular component: nucleus. The transcript is spliced from 10 exons. Gene Ontology annotation, biological process: embryonic organ development; neuron development; regulation of transcription by RNA polymerase II. NCBI's taxonomy places the organism in Eukaryota, Metazoa, Chordata, Actinopteri, Pleuronectiformes, Pleuronectidae.
UUGGCACACUGUCAAUCGCUCACUACCGCUGCCAUCAAACAACAUAAAACACACACAGGCAAGAGGCUGGAGCUCAUAAAUUUCAGCAGGGCAAGAUAUUUUUUUGCGCAUCGCCUUUUACGCACAGCGCUGUGUCCUAAUUAAUUUCCUUCGUCUCGCUGUUGCUGUUUUCUGUUUUCUUUUUUCUAAAAACAGAAAUCUCCCAACUUUUUUUAUUGCACAUUUCAUAUUUUUAUAGCCGCCUUGUAUGCAGCGAGAAUGUGUAUUUUUCUAAAUGCUGCCGGAGUGAUUUCUGCACGUUUAUAGUUGGCAACACCUGCAAAGCCUAAGAUUUUUUUUCUUAUUUGUUUCUCCAACAUUGGAUAUUUUUUUUUGUUGCCGGUGCUACACGAGGAGGAUUUGGACAUUUUUUUUCCUUUUUUCCUGGAAGAGGAAAUGCGACCGGGAUCCCUCGAAGAAGAAGAGCGCAAAUAAAUGAGAGAUCAGCCGAAAGGAGCGUUCCUGUGUGCAGCUGCCGUCAAACCCCAGAGAAACACACAGACCGGCGUGAGGAUUGCUGCGGGAAGCGAUGGACCGUCAGUUCUGACAAAGAAGUUUUAACAAGAAGAAGAAGACGCAAAUACGAGAUUGAUGCGUUUCUCUACUAACACAACCGCGCGUUUUGGCACUUAUUUGGACCGCGCGUAAAGAGAAAAAAAAAAAGAGGACAGCGAGAACUUGGACACAAGAUUUACGCGAAAAACAUCCCUGCUGUAGUCUUCAUUUAGAACAAGAAAGCGUGUGCGCUCCUGUUCCGGUGAAGAAGCCCCGCAAGCCGCGCACAUCCCUCCAGUCUGCGGCACAUGUUGUAGCCCAUUUCGUAUAUGAGUUUUUCAAUUUGCGUGGCUCAGUGCACAGACUCUUUAGCGGCUAGUAUGGACGAUCAAGCCCGGAUCAUGCAGUCGAUCGGCGGCGUGAGUCUGGCCGGCCACUCGGUACAGGGAGGCAUGGUGCUGCCUCCCCACGGACACGACGGGUCGGACGGGGACGGAAGAAAACAAGACAUUGGUGACAUUCUCCAUCAAAUCAUGACCAUAACUGAUCAGAGUCUGGACGAGGCGCAAGCAAAGAAACAUGGACUGAACUGUCACAGAAUGAAACCAGCACUCUUCAGCGUUCUCUGUGAAAUCAAAGAAAAGACAGGUCUCAGCAUCCGCGGUGCCCAGGAGGAGGACCCCCCCGACCCCCAGCUCAUGCGCUUAGACAACAUGCUGCUGGCGGAGGGCGUGGCGGGACCGGAGAAAGGAGGCGGGUCCGCCGCCGCCGCAGCAGCAGCCGCGGCCUCGGGCGGAGCGGCCGACAACUCCAUCGAACAUUCCGACUACAGAGCCAAACUCACCCAGAUCAGACAGAUUUAUCACACAGAGCUGGAGAAAUACGAACAGGCGUGUAAUGAAUUCACCACACAUGUGAUGAACCUGCUGAGGGAACAGUCGCGCACGCGGCCCAUCUCUCCCAAAGAGAUCGAGCGCAUGGUGGGAAUCAUCCACCGCAAGUUCAGCUCCAUCCAGAUGCAACUGAAGCAGAGCACCUGUGAGGCUGUCAUGAUCCUGCGCUCCAGAUUCCUUGAUGCCAGGCGGAAAAGGAGAAACUUCAGCAAGCAGGCGACGGAAAUUCUGAACGAGUAUUUCUACUCGCACCUCAGCAACCCAUAUCCCAGCGAGGAGGCUAAGGAGGAGCUGGCCAAGAAGUGCAGCAUCACAGUUUCCCAGGGGGUGGGAAGCACCAUCACAGUAUCACAGGUGUCCAACUGGUUUGGCAACAAAAGGAUCCGGUACAAGAAAAAUAUCGGCAAGUUUCAGGAAGAGGCCAACCUGUAUGCCGCCAAGACUGCUGUAAAUGCGGCACACGCCGCAGCCACUGCAGUGCAGAACAGCCAGGCCAACUCCCCUACCACACCUAACUCCGGUUCUUCAGGUUCUUUUAACCUCCCAAACUAUGGGGACAUGUUCUUGAGCAUGCAGAGUCUGAAUGGGGAUUCUUACCAAGGGGCACAAGUCGGAGCCAAUGUACAGUCACAGGUGGAUACCCUGCGCCAUGUUAUCAGUCAGACGGCAGGAUACAAUGAUGCUCUUCGGGGAAACACCAUGUACUUAAAUGCUAAUGGGGGAUGGCAAGAUGCAGCGACGCCGUCUUCUGUAAUCUCCCCGACAGAAGGACCUGGAAGUGUGCACUCCGAUACCUCGAAUUGAUCCGCCAUUAAUGCAUCUCCUCCUCAACCCGGGCAUGGACUCUUUUACUGGCUGAUCCAACAGCAGAGGAUAUUUGAAAAAAAAAUCACGACAGAUUUGUUUUCCUUUACCUUAAAAAAUGUUCCAGCACCACGCCACACGAACAGCGUCCUCCGUCACAGACACCAAGUGAUUCCUGAUUGUUGAUCCGUGUUUUUCUUUCUGCCUCCAUAAGUCAACCAUGCCCUUAUUUGAUUGUCACAGGAGUAAGCACACACAAAUGUAUAAAUAAAGAACAGCCCUCAGAUGUUACUCAGCAAACUUUCUCUGCUCUGAACUCAAAUUACUGGAGGACACUUGUGUAUUUAAGAUGACAUUUUAAAACGGCCAUUUGUUUGAUUCUUGAUUCAAUUACACCUCUCCAUUUUGAUGAUUGCUUUCUCUUUGCGUUCUUACAGUACGUAGAUCUAAGCAGCUGUUUUCUUUGACUGUAAUGUGCUCCACAUCUUGUCCAGCAACUCAACAAUGCUAAUGUUGACAGCUCAAUGGCAGCUUUGUAGUUGCGUUCAAGAUUUAUUUUCGCCUUACAGCCCUAUACAUUAGUACCAGAGAAUGACUAUUCAAACUCUGGAACAUAAAGAAGUGUAAUUGAUUGCUUGAUUAUAACAUGACACCAUUCCAUAUUUUAUGAUUUGAUGUUUAGUAUGUACAUAUGUAAACAUUUUUUUGUACUGCUUAUGGAAAUCAACAAAUCCCCCCCCAACGGUAGAUCAUUCCUUCAUGGCACAGGAGCAGGCCCCCAUUACGCAGGAAAAGUUGUACAUAACAUAGCUAAAGAGUAAUUAUACAUCCCAUCCGUCAAUCCGCAGCUUUAUUACCUCAUUCAAAUUCACACACACCAAUAAUUUCCAACUUUUCUGUAGCUUAGAGUGCUCACUUACUACCUCUAAACAAAAAAUCACCACAUCAUCCUUUCUUUUGUCCUUAUUUAAUGUUUUUAUGUAGUUAUUUUUGAUGACAUCUUGUAACACUGUAAACUCUAUCAUUCUCUAUGUAAUCUAAUGUAUAUUUUAAUCUUUUAAUAAAAUACUGUUGCGGUACUGCAGCUUAAAAAGACAAAAAUAUAAAAAAUGAAAAUGAUAACAAUAUUAAUACCGUGAAGAAGAGAUGUGGGGAGGGUGUGUGGGGGGAGGGGGGGGAGCGAGGUUACUGGUUUGUGGCUUUGACGACGGGGGUGCGAUGAACAUUGUUGAUAAAUUAACGCCAAACAGUGAAACUGUUGUAAAUACUAAAGAAAAAAAAACAUUUUGAAUGUUGCUCAUCUUGUUACUAAAUCAUGCAAAAAAAAAGAAAAAAAUCCCUAUAAAAACUGUAAUGCAUAGAGGUUUCAGUAUUCAGAACUGUACAUUUCAAGCUCUGUUCAACAGGGUGCAAGACUUCUUUUCUCUCUUUUCUAUUGUAUGUGAUUCUGAAACUGAAAAGUCAUGACAGAUGAUUUGUGGCAGUGAUUCUAAUGUAUUAAAGAUGUUUAGUGUUACUUUCUAACCAGACUACGCCCUGGACUGAAAAGUCUUCCUUGUGGUAGUUGUGUAAUUUCAAACAUGAAUAAACCUUUUGCUUUCAUGACAGCAA